AUGUCCUUGACUGUACCACCUGGUGUCGCUGCCCUGAUUAAAGGUGGUGGGCGUUACACCACAUCACUUUCUCGUAUGAGUACAACCAGCAGCGCAAGUACAGAGUCCAGCAUUACAUACAUCCCGCCAGGCGCAAUGUCUACUGUGUCAACCAUGACGCUCCCUACUUUCGAGGACGUCUUUCCAACCGCCGGAAGAGCCGUGCCCCGCUUUUCUUUCCCCCGCCUCCGCAUCGGCCCGCCACCCCUUCCCGACGCAGAACUUUUAUCCAAAAUUGCCAUUCUCGCCACCCCUGAUGCUGUGAUGGCCACCGACGCCUAUGCCACGGCCAUGGUCGGUGUACGGAGAUACGCGGCGGCAUACAAGACAUCUGUGCCGCAGCGGUCCAUCGACAGUGUCACAACCGACAUGAAUGUGUUCCAGGCGCAGGCGGCGUGGGCGCGUGGCCUACACGACACAGCCGUUGCUUCCGCUCGCUACCUCCUCAGCUGGAUCGAGGGGGCUGACCUCGCUUCCAAGACGUCGGUGUCGGUGGACACGGACGACGCCAAGAUGGUUCAGAGUGCACUCGAAGACGCGCUCCUCGCCACCGUGUGUAUGUACACCGGCUCCCUUGAGCAUGCCAAGCUCCCUCCAGCAAUUGAGACCGCCGUCGAGGGUAUGGAGGCGGACAUUGCCAUGGCCGCCAGCUCGUUUGAGGGCCUGGCCGUCCUUCUACGACUCGGCCACUCUGCCGUCCAGCAGAUCGAGAACCACAAGCUCCGUGCUGUCAACCAGGCGACGAUUGUGUACGGCCUGCUUGGCAAACUUGCGAGCGCUGUUGACGCCGCGCGCAUCCACCAGGGCCGCUACGAACGGCAGACAUGGGACGCGACCGUUCUUCUCCUCAAGACUCGCCUGUUGCUCUUCAAACUCUCGGUCGCGAUCUCGGGCCUCUUCGUCAACGAGAUCCGCAGAUACCGCGACUUUUCACAGGACGAGAAGCCGAAACCGUCCAAGGCAGAGAUACGCAGUGUCCAGUACGGCGGAUGGGGCGACAUGACGCGUGACGCGUUCUGGGACGUCGUGGACCUUAUGCUCACUCUCGUUCAAGAGCACGGUGAGGGCGUCCUAACGCGUGUUGAGUCUGAUGAGACGGAUGUGGAGGCGAGCGAGGCGGAGGGGGACGACGAGGCAGUGGCGGCGGAGGACGAGGAGGAGCAGGAGCAGGAAGAAGAGGGGGAAGAAUCCGAGCCCGAAACGAGCGAGGACGACGAGCCCGCGGGGCUGGAUGGUACCCUCCUCGCCCAGGUCCUCUUAUCGUUCAUGCGCUUCCGCGAAGUCAUGGAGGGUGUGUGGGAAAACCUCUCAUCACAGAAGUUCGAGGAGUCGUUCGAUCGCUUCAUCCAGCCGCCGGUGUAUGAGCAAGUGGAGCAGGAGGACGGGACGAUUCGCAUGGUCGCGACGGCUGAGCGCGACUGGCAGGGCUGGGACCUGCUUGGUCUGGAGCUGUGCCGCCGGAUGACGCGCGGUGAGCUCGCCGAGUUCGAGGAGCACAACCUCGACGUUGUGCUGCACAAGCGCUGGCGUGCCAAGCUGCGCGCGGAGCAACAGCGUAUCCGCCGAUCGCUAUCGAGCACGAAGCGGGGACCUGAGAGCGACGACGACGAGGAGGGCGGCCGGGGCAAGCGCCGCAAGAGUUAUAACUAG
Messenger RNA from Cutaneotrichosporon cavernicola, 1689 nucleotides. RefSeq lists its product as uncharacterized. The record is from RefSeq and is a predicted model, not a curated record. Lineage: Eukaryota; Fungi; Basidiomycota; Tremellomycetes; Trichosporonales; Trichosporonaceae. Bases 1 to 1689 code for a protein of 562 amino acids. The transcript is spliced from 3 exons.